Molecule: messenger RNA, 1724 nt
Organism: Vollenhovia emeryi
Lineage: Eukaryota; Metazoa; Arthropoda; Insecta; Hymenoptera; Formicidae
Product: protein msta, isoform B-like
Exons: 6
Coding region: 86-1561 (491 amino acids)
Molecular function (GO): protein binding
Source: RefSeq, a predicted model, not a curated record
UGACCCGAUACGUUUCAUCGUCUAUAUAAAAGAAGAUCAUAGCAUCGAGAAGAAAACUUAUACGCAAAGCCCGUCUAUUGUUCAGAUGGAGCCUCACGAGGCAGAAGAGUUGCUCAAGUCUCAUCUGCGGGAGAAUAAUCUUUGGACCCAAGAUGAACCCAGGUCAUGGACCGUCGGUCGUUCUCCCCUCGGAGGUCGCGGCCUAUUCGCCAUGCGAGACGUUCGAGCCGGCGAGUUGAUCUUCACAGACGUUCCGCUGUUAAUAGGUCCACGAUGUUACAACAAGUAUCUGCCGAUGUGCGUCGUUUGUUACAAGAGCGACUGCCCUCUGUUCCCCUGCGAUCACGGCUGCGGUUUGCCAAUCUGUUCCACGGAAUGCGAGGAUUCCGUGGUGCAUAUCCAAGGGGAGUGCUGGUUCCUGAAAGGGUGGACGCCGACCUGUGGUUCCACCUGGUCCAAGGAUCUACUGCUCGCGGUAGUGCCAAUACGUGGUCUCACGUUGUCGGAAGAGCAACGUAAACUCUUGCAUGCUUUCGAGUGUCACGCUAAUCUUACUCGUAAUUACGAGAUCGACUUGCUCAAGAAAAACGUGGUCAGUCUCCCUAAUGAGGAACAACUGGAGCUCAUGAGACGCAUUUGCGGCGUCUUCAAUACGAAUUCGUUUGAAGUUGUGGUUGUAUCUUCACGGGACCAGGACCGCACCACGAGUUUACGUGGCCUUUAUCCAAUGGGCGCAUUCCAGAAUCAUUGCUGUGUGCCAAAUACUAGGCAUCACUUCGACGACCAGCAACGGAUGCACGUGAGCGCCGCGCUGCCUAUCGCCGCUGGCGAGGAGAUCACCAUGUCCUAUACCGAUCUGCUGUGGGACACAUCGAGCAGAAGACAGUUCCUAAAGGUCACCAAACGUUUCUCCUGCAACUGCAACAGGUGCUCCGACCCUCUGGAAUUCGGCUCGCAGCUCGGCGCGCUUCUCUGCGCGAUGGACGAUUGUUCGGGGCACCUGUUGCCUCGUAAUCCUCUCAAUUAUGAGUCAUCCUGGAUUUGCUACAAGUGCCAGACCAGCGUGAAUCACAGACAGAUUGAGUACAUUCAUUCGGGAUUGAACACAUUUGUAUCCGACGCUGUGUACAAAACUCCGCGGGAGAUUUUAAGAUUUACAGAAACAGUAUUAUCGAAAUUGGUACCUGCCACUAAUUACAUCUUGUUAGAUGUCAAGUAUCGUAUAAUUUCCUACUUUGGCAGAGCUUCUGAUCUCAAAUGGGAAAAUCUCACGGAUGCAGAACUUAGAAUUAAACAGGUGUAUUGUGAUGAUAUACUGUCUGCCUUAGACGCUUUGGAUUCUGGAGAUUCUAUUAAAAAAGGUCUUGUUUUAUAUGAGUUGUAUCGUACAAAUCUCGAAUUGUUUAAACGACAGAUUUCCAAUAAUGACGAACAGACACAUCCACAUAUAAAAGUAUGGCGAAUAAUUCAUUAUAUGUUUAUUAUACAUAUCUUAACUAUCGUUUUUAAUCUUCUUUCUUUUAGGACGACGAUAAUGAACGUUUAUUACAAAAGGCAAUGAGUAUACUACAAAAUGAUGUCGGUGCAGCCUGUGUUCGCAAAAGUGACUAAUGUAAUCGACUGAUUUGACACCAUUCAUAUUUAUGACUUUAGGGCGGGAAACUUAUAGUCAACCCAACUGGCUAAUUAUUUAAUCGAUUUAUUACACAACGUAAAUACAUUUU